Molecule: messenger RNA, 1876 nt
Organism: Hyla sarda
Lineage: Eukaryota; Metazoa; Chordata; Amphibia; Anura; Hylidae
Gene: OLFML1
Product: olfactomedin like 1
Exons: 3
Coding region: 212-1405 (397 amino acids)
Biological process (GO): signal transduction
Source: RefSeq, a predicted model, not a curated record
GUGUCUGAACAUAUGGAUUUAAUCACACUUGGCAACUCGUAGCAGAAAGAAUUCCUAUCAGACAUUGUUAGUAUUAGAACUGAGGCCCCAAGAAGCUUUUGUGAAUCGUGAAGGCCUUCGUAAAGGGUCCAUAUGUGAUAGAGCGUACCUCCUUACUGCACAUUAUAUGAUCUCGUGACCCCUGGGCACCAGCGUCAUAAAGGACCUCAGUAUGGAUUAUUCCUUACACAUCCUAUCUGUGUUCCUGCUCGUGGCUCACUCAAUUCCUCAAUGUUCAGCUCAAGAUGAAACAAUGAUACGAUACAUUGAGAAACGUAUUUUAACUCUUGAGGACAGACUCUACAAAUGUGAACAAGAUAUUCAGCAAUAUGCGCACGAAUUCAAAGAAUUGUCUCAUAAGCUGAUGUCACGCCUGGAUAACCUCAGAAACUAUAAACAUGAAGUGAAGAAUGAAAUGGAGAGUCUGUGGGCAAGAAUGGAGAGAGCUGAGUGGGACAUUGACUACCUGGAGAGCACAACUUCCUCCCACACUCAUAUAGAGGUGGAUGAACACUUAGUAGAGAAGCAGCUGAUAGAAAAAGCAGAGGAAAAGAAGAAAUUGCGACUCAAAUCAAGUACAAGUUGUACAACAAUGUUGGAUCAAAUCAAAUCUCAGAAGACAGUGAAGAAAGCUGGAGGUGCUAUUGGUGCCUGGAUGAAGAAUACUGGUGAUAAUGUGGACAAUAUCUAUUUCUUUACUGAUUCCAGAAACAAUGUGCUUCUAGAAUUUGCAAACACAGAGGAAUUUACAAGUCGCAGCUACCUACAGAAAGCUAAAAGUAUAAUAUUACCUUUCUUCUGGCAAGGAACAGGUCUCCAGGUCUACAAUGACUAUGUCUUUUUCCAUAGAAAUGGUACAGUCAAUGACAUUGUAAAAUACAACAUCCUAACCAAUGUUACACAGUCCAUGACCAUAGAAGGGGCUGGGAUUGUCCCACCAUAUGAGCUUGCACCAUACACAAAAAUCGAUCUUGCCAUGGAUGAACAAGGUCUCUGGGCCAUUCAUGUAAAUUCGGCCAACGGAGGAAACAUUGUGCUCACCAAGAUAGACCACAAUAAAAUGGAGGCUGAAAAUAUGUGGAACACAACCUGCAACAGUAAUAAUGCAGAAGCUGCAUUUGUUAUCUGUGGUACACUGUAUGUCAUGUACAAUAGUCCAAAUGGGGGUAGGUCUCACAUUGACUGUAUUUAUGACACCUCAGAUCUCAUUGAUAGUCAGGAAAUCCCAACACUAUACUUCCCAAAGAGGUUCAGCAGCCACUCCUCCAUGCAUUACAACCCCAGAGACCAAAACCUCUAUGCUUGGGAUGACGGAUAUCAAAUGGUCUAUAAAUUUGAAUCUAGGAAGAAAUUGGAUCAUAUGUAAAACAUGCUGCAGUACAAUUUACAACAGUUUUUAAUAUAUAUAUCCCCAUCAGAUAGGAUUACUUCAGAUCAGUGCACCGCCUGACAUUAUCUAAAUGAGAUAGAAAAGUAGCACUGCUAGGAAUCUAUUAUCAUAGAUAAUAGCUGAGCUUCCAUAGUCAAGGCCUUUCAGUGCUAUUAAAUAUGUACGAUCAUUAUGAAAUACCAGCAGCACCUUUCCCAUAACUCUGCAUUGUGCCGAUCCUCUGUUAUUCCUCCUAGAAAUGUAUAAAUAAAAUGCCAUCUGACUGUUACAAUUCCUUCCUCACAGUCUGAUAGUGACCACACUGAUUAGACAGGGACAAAAAGUGGAGGGACUUUUGGCCUUUUCUUACAUUGUCCCUCUAUUUCCUCAAAAGCAGGGCCCAAGUCCUGCAAGAACUCAUGGGAAUGGAGAUCAUGCACUUUUUCCACAGCAGGAACUAUGUUCCCA